CUACAUUUCCUCUCUCUCUCUCUAGUGGUAAAAUAAGAUCUCUUGCCUACUCCACCAUUACAAGAAAGCUUAUCUCUACAUCAGAGGAUGGUAUGCUAGGCGUCUGGGACAUGGACGCAGAGAGAGAAGAGACUACAGAGUGGGGUGGCUCCAAUGUAUGCGAGAAAUGUAACGUCCCUUUCUUUUGGAAUGUCAAGGGAAUGUGGGACAAUAAGACAAUAGGAGUGAGACAGCAUCAUUGUCGCAAGUGUGGCAGAGCUAUUUGUGCCUCUUGUUCUGAUCAACUCUCAACUUAUCCGAGAAUGGGAUUCGAGAAACCAGUUCGUAUGUGCCAGGACUGUCACUCUUCACUAACAACUGACGAUCGGAGUCCAAUGGCUUCUUUUAUUAAUAUGAAAUCCAUCGUUACUUCUCUUCAUCUUGUCCAUACUCUUGGUCACAUGGUAACUGCUAGUGAAGACAAACAGAUUAAAAUUUGGGACGUUAAUCCGAUGAUGAUGAACCACUAAUAGUGCAAGAGGUUAUCAUACUGUAUCAUAUUAUUAUUAAUUUUGUUUGUAUUCCUUACAAUGAAUGUUUAAUGACUAUUAUAUUAUGCCUGGUGGCUGCAUGAAGACUUUAUCAAAAUAGAUUAUUAUAUUUGAUAUCUUCUUUUAAAUUAAUUAACUUAA
Molecule: messenger RNA, 671 nt
Organism: Amphimedon queenslandica
Lineage: Eukaryota; Metazoa; Porifera; Demospongiae; Haplosclerida; Niphatidae
Product: WD repeat and FYVE domain-containing protein 2-like
Exons: 5
Cellular component (GO): early endosome
Molecular function (GO): metal ion binding; protein binding
Source: RefSeq, a predicted model, not a curated record